UCGGCCGCCAUGAGCCACCCGUCGGGCCUCCGGGCCAGCGUCAGUUCUACCUCCUAUCGCCGCACCUUCGGCCCACCGCCUUCACUGUCACCCGGGGCCUUCUCCUACUCGUCCAGCUCUCGUUUCUCGGGCAGCCGCCUGCUGGGCUCGGCAUCCUCCAGCUCCUCGGUGCGUCUGGGUAGCUUCCGCGGCCCCCGGGCCGGCGCGGGCGCCCUCCUGCGCCUGCCUUCUGAGCGCCUCGACUUCUCCAUGGCCGAGGCCCUCAACCAGGAGUUUCUGGCCACGCGUAGCAACGAGAAGCAGGAACUGCAGGAGCUCAACGACCGCUUCGCCAACUUCAUUGAGAAGGUGCGCUUCCUGGAGCAGCAGAAUGCCGCCUUGCGCGGGGAGCUGAGCCAGGCCCGAGGCCAGGAGCCGGCGCGCGCCGAUCAGCUGUGCCAGCAGGAGCUGCGCGAGCUGCGCAGGGAGCUAGAGCUGCUGGGCCGCGAGCGCGACCGGGUGCAGGUGGAGCGCGACGGGCUGGCGGAGGACCUGGCGGCGCUCAAGCAGAGGCUGGAAGACGAAACACGCAAGCGAGAGGACGCUGAGCACAACCUCGUGCUCUUCCGCAAGGACGUGGACGAUGCUACCCUGGCCCGCCUGGAGCUAGAACGCAAGAUUGAAUCUCUGAUGGAUGAGAUUGAGUUCCUCAAGAAGCUGCAUGAGGAGGAGUUGCGAGACCUGCAGGUGACCGUGGAGAAUCAGCACGUGCAGCAGAUCGAAGUGGAGGCGACCGUGAAGCCCGAGCUGACAGCCGCGCUGAGGGACAUCCGCGCGCAGUACGAGAGCAUCGCAGCGAAGAACCUGCAGGAGGCAGAGGAGUGGUACAAGUCUAAGUAUGCAGAUCUGUCGGAUGCCGCCAACCGGAACCAUGAGGCUCUGCGCCAGGCCAAGCAGGAGAUGAACGAGUCCCGACGCCAGAUCCAGAGCCUGACGUGCGAGGUGGACGGACUGCGAGGCACGAACGAGGCGCUGCUGAGGCAGCUACGGGAGCUGGAGGAGCAGUUUGCGCUGGAGGCCGGCGGGUACCAGGCGGGCACUGCGCGCCUCGAGGAAGAGCUGCGGCAGCUAAAGGAGGAGAUGGCGCGGCACCUGCGCGAGUACCAGGAGCUCCUCAAUGUCAAGAUGGCCCUGGACAUCGAGAUCGCCACCUACCGGAAGCUGCUGGAGGGCGAGGAGAACCGGAUCUCCGUGCCUGUCCAUUCCUUUGCAUCCUUAAGUAUAAAGACGACUGUGCCUGAGGUGGAGCCCCCCCAGGACAGCCACAGCCGGAAGAUGGUUUUGAUCAAGACCAUCGAAACCCGGGAUGGGGAGGUGGUGACAGAGUCCCAGAAGGAGCAGCGCAGCGAACUGGACAAGUCCUCCACUCACAGCUAUUGA
Messenger RNA from Pteronotus mesoamericanus, 1419 nucleotides. RefSeq names its product peripherin (gene PRPH). Lineage: Eukaryota; Metazoa; Chordata; Mammalia; Chiroptera; Mormoopidae. The record is from RefSeq and is a predicted model, not a curated record. The coding region runs from base 10 to 1419 and encodes 469 amino acids. Gene Ontology annotation, biological process: intermediate filament organization. The transcript is spliced from 9 exons. Gene Ontology annotation, cellular component: axon; cytoplasm; plasma membrane. Gene Ontology annotation, molecular function: structural constituent of cytoskeleton.